Rattus rattus (black rat) is the source of this 1121-nucleotide messenger RNA. RefSeq names its product chromosome 8 C3orf62 homolog (gene C8H3orf62). The transcript has 3 exons. Lineage: Eukaryota; Metazoa; Chordata; Mammalia; Rodentia; Muridae. Bases 177 to 950 code for a protein of 257 amino acids. The record is from RefSeq and is a predicted model, not a curated record.
CUAGGGUCCUCUGAGAAUGGCGGGUGAUACUCCCCUCUCAGAGGAAAAAAACGAAGGAUGAUGUUGUAUAACUGUAGCUGAAACUCGAAAUUGGGGUUGGAUCUCAGCUUCUUGUAUAGAAGCAUUAUUCUCACGUUGCUCCGUGCAUGUGAAAUUAUUACUUAAUAAAAAAAGGCAUGGUCACUUUUAGGGAAAUGUCUGAAAAACUACGAAGAUGCAGAAAGGAGCUGACUGCUGCCAUAGACCGAGCUUUUGAAGGAGUCAGGCAUUCUCAGGAGUGCACUGCCCAGCAGAGGCUGGACGUCCCGUCGCUCACUUCCCUACCGGUACACAGGCUCCUCUGCAGAAACCCACUGGCAGCUUGCCCCUCUGCUGCCCCAUGCCCUGGCACCUCAUGUGCUCCCGAGAAUGAGAACCCUGCCUUUGGGCCACACCAUAUUCCAGUUAAUGCAAAACCCCAGCCUCUAUACCCCAAAAGAAAGCCUCUGACCAGCAAAGAAAAUGUCUUGAUGCACUCCUCCAUUCUGGCACGUGAAAGACAGUUUUGGAGAGCUGCGGGAGAUGGGGAAAACUGGAGAAAAGAGAGUUUAAGGAAGGGUAUGGAGAGAGAGUUAAAAGCUGACCCACAUAUGCCGCUCAGCAGUUCUAGCCAAGAGGUCACACAGGAUCUGCUAGACAUGAUUGACCAUACAAGUAUCCGAACUAUUGAAGAACUGGCUGGAAAACUAGAAUUUGAAAACGAGUUGAACCGUGUGUGUGGACGCUGCCAGGAUUCACCCUUCAAGGAGGAAGCCUGGGCCCUGCUUGUGGAUGAGAGUCCGCAGAAGGCUUUGGAUUCUGACCCCAGUAGCCUCAAGCAGGCUUUGGAUGAUCAGAACAUUGUGGAGACUGUUCUGGACUUGGAAGAGGACUACAACUUGAUGACCUCUUUCAAAUACCAAAUAGAGUGAGGAGAGUCAGCAGCCACAGUGGUUCUCACAAGGGGUUGGCAGAGCCUGAAGCCACCCCUGUCUAAUUUCUGCUGAAUCCCAUUUUGAGCUGAGAGCCCAGGUUUUAAUAUUGUUAUUUUGAAAUGUUUGGAGUGUUUUGGACUUGACAUUUUUUAAAGUGUGUUAGAGGCU